Molecule: messenger RNA, 608 nt
Organism: Myxocyprinus asiaticus (Chinese sucker)
Lineage: Eukaryota; Metazoa; Chordata; Actinopteri; Cypriniformes; Catostomidae
Product: small EDRK-rich factor 2-like
Exons: 3
Coding region: 121-303 (60 amino acids)
Source: RefSeq, a predicted model, not a curated record
CUGCGUAUUCUUCCAGAGGAAGUUUGACGCCAGACGUUAAAGUAUCGGUUCGUUGGUGGGGAAAUAAAAUAGCGGCCCUUGGGGUGAGCUACUCUGAAAACCGGAUAAAACUGAUAAAAUAUGACCAGAGGAAAUCAGCGUGAACUUGCUCGCCAGAAACACGCCAAGAAGCAAACUGACAUGAACAAGGGCAAGAGAAACGAUGAUGGUUUAUCUGCCGCUGCCAGAAAGCAGAGAGAUGCAGAAAUAAUGCAACAGAAACAAAAGAAAGCCAAUGAGAAAAAGGAUUCUAAAGCAAAAUAGUACGGCGACAACGGCAAACCCGUCACCAUUGGUGUCAUUAGGCUGUAUUGGGGAUUUUUGUUUUGCGCGUCUAGAUUCCACAGUAUCAAUGUUCUUGUGUUCUUUUCUCUUAGAACAUUUUAUACUGUACUGAUUUUGGUUGAUUGGGUAAUUCAUUGUGCACAGGUCUUUUCUUGAUCAGUAUUUACAAUGUAAAAAAGAAUAGGCUACUCAUCUUGGAACUACAUAGUUUUCUUUUAAUAUCCAUUUCUUGAAAUUGCUAAAUAAAGUGUAAAUCAAAAUCAAAGAGGAUAUUUUGAAAUACA